Gastrolobium bilobum is the source of this 1998-nucleotide messenger RNA. RefSeq names its product disease resistance protein SUMM2-like. Gene Ontology annotation, molecular function: ADP binding. NCBI's taxonomy places the organism in Eukaryota, Viridiplantae, Streptophyta, Magnoliopsida, Fabales, Fabaceae. The transcript is spliced from 3 exons. The record is from RefSeq and is a predicted model, not a curated record. The coding region runs from base 1 to 1998 and encodes 665 amino acids.
AUGGCGGAUAUCCCGAAUGAAUUGGCAAAGAAGGGUUUGGAGAAAUUGAUGGACCGGGCAAUUGGAGAAGCACGAUAUAUAUGUUGCUUCACAUCCAUUGCUGCAGACUGUGAAAAGGAAAAAGGAAAUUUGGAAGCAAAAGUGAAGGCUGUGGGGCAACAUGUUGAUCAGCUCAGAAGAAGCGCACAAGAUACUCCAGCUGAUGUUACUUCUUGCCAAGAGCGAGCUGGUGAGCUCAUUCAAGAAGACACUAGAACAAAAAAUACAUGCUUCUUUGGAUGGUGUCCAAAUUGCAUAUGGCGAUAUAGUAGGGGAAAGGAACUGGCCAAUAAGACGGAGGAUAUUAGAAGAAUCAUGCAAGAAAUUGAAACCUUGAAUAUUACAGGACUCGCUCCUCAUCUUCCGGGCAUUGAGUAUCAUUCUUCCCAAGAUUACGUCUCUUUUAAAAGCAGAGAGUUGAAAUACAAAGAACUUUUGGAUGCACUGACAGAUGACAACAACUAUAUAAUAGGAUUGCAAGGGAUGGGUGGCAGUGGCAAGACAACAUUGGCAUUAAAAGUGGGUCAGGAACUCAAGCAAUCAAAACAAUUUGAUCUUGUCAUCGAUACUACAGUGUCAUCUACUCCUGCCAUAAGAAAGAUUCAAGAUGAUAUUGCUGUACCCUUGGGAUUAGCAUCAGAAUUGAAGGAUAAGGCUGAAUCAGAGCGACCCAAAUUACUACAGAGCAGAUUAACCAAAGGUGAGAAAAUUCUUCUAAUAUUGGAUGAUGUAUGGGAAAAUACUGUGGAGCAUAUCAAUUUUGAAACAAUAGGGAUUCCAAAAAGAGGUUGCAAAGUUCUUCUAACCACACGUCAUCUAAGGGCAUGUCGCUCAUUGGAAUGUGACAAAAUAAUUGAACUGCAGCUCUUACCAGAGGAUGAGGCAUGGACCCUGUUCGAAAAGCAUGCUUGUAUAAACAAUAAUACAUCUAAAGGUUUGGUGAACAUGGGACAUGAAAUUGUCAAAGAAUGCAAAGGGUUACCAGUUGCAGUUGCUAUUAUUGCUAGCCGUUUAAAGGGCGAACAACGCCAGGAACAGUGGAAUGCAGCCUUAAUAUCCUUGCAAAAGCCCAUGUACGGUGUUAGUAAAGAUUUGAAUGAAAUCUAUAAAUAUAUCUACUUUCUCCAGCUGCCAAAGUUAAUCGGCAUUUGCUCUGAAAACUAUCGCCCAACGUUCCUCCCACUUUUGACGGACUUUACACUCAGUGAAUGUUCACACUUUAACAUUAAAUCUAUUGGUGAUUUGUCCAUUCUUGAUUCAAGAGAAUUGGGUAGCACAACUAUCAAGGACUUGAGUGGGGACGUGCAAUAUUUUCUGAGUAUGGAAAAUCCCAAGGUGAAUGACUCGAAAGAAAUAAGUGAACAACAAAUGCACUUAUUACGGUUUGCAAAACUUCAGUUGGGUGAUCUGUCUCAGAUGACAUAUAUUUUUGUGGGUCCCAAGAAUUCUGGUACCCUCCAAAACCUUGAAGAGUUGGCAAUUGCGCGAUGUGAACAAUUGGAAGUAAUCUUUUCUGCUUCUAUGUUAAGAUGCCUACCACAAUUGCUGAAACUAAUGAUAACAGAAUGCAAAGAAUUAAAGCAUAUCAUUGAAGAGGAUAAGGAGAAUGAGAGAUGUUCAAAUUUUCCCUCUGGAAAGACAUGCUUCCCAAAGCUAGCAUUGCUUGUGGUAAAUAAAUGCAAUAAGUUGAAAUGUGUCUUCCAUGUCUCCACAUCUAAAGAGUUUCCCAAGCUAGAGAGUGUGAUAAUAAAAGAAGCGUAUGAGCUAGAGGAAGUAUUCAAAUGUGAACAGAAAAUUGAGCUUCCAAAUCUGGAAAUUGCAAUACUUGUCAAACUACCAAGCCUCUGCCGGGGAAUUGAGUUUCAGACUGCAAAAAGGCUUUUCAUGCAGAAAUGUGCAAAACUCUCUUUGACUUCAACGGCUGUUACGGCUGUUACCAAACAGUCUGUUACCAAAUAG